AUGGAUGAUUGGAAAUCUUCAUUGAUAUUAUCUGACCUCCAAGCGGCCUGUAACGCCCUCGGAGGUUGGGAAGACGCCGCAUACGUGAAAGAAGCUGACUGCGUCGAAAGUUUGAAGGAUCUCUUCCGAGCCAUUCGGCGGGAUGACGAAUCAUUCGCGGUGCGCCGGGCGCUCGGACAAAUCAACGUCAUACGCACUGAUCUCAUACCUCUGGUUCGAUUCUAUCACGAGGAUGAAGAAAUAUUCGACAUCGCUACGAAGCUUCUUGUCAAUCUCACCACACCAGUCAUACUCCUCUACAAGGAGGAGCUGCCGAUCGAGAAGAACGCGAGGCACAUUUACAUGACACUGGAAUCUAUGAACUGCACAUACAAAGAUGCGUUCUUGGAGAAAGAGAUUUGGACGGUGCUCGGCGAGCGACUCGAAAAACUUAUGAACUUGAACUACAGCGAAAGGAGUGAUGAAGACAAGGAGAUCAUGGAAAGGAUUUUGAUCCUGAUGAGGAAUGUGUUGCAUCCGAUCCACAAAGAAGAACUCACGCUGAAAACCGAUGGCGAUGUAUCGAGUCACGACAGACUCCUCUGGGCUCUCCAUCUCGCUGGUAUCGAUGACCUCAUCAUAUACUUGUGUGCCGCGCGCAUGGAGCAGAGUUACACUCUCCACGUAUUGGAGAUCCUCCGUCUGAUGCUACGAGAGCAGGAGCCCGAAUUUCUUGCGUCAACCGGAGAACAGCGCUCGAAAGACGAGGUCCAGAAAGAAGUCGAUGAACUGAUCAAAGAACGGGACAUCGAGCUACGACGCAAGAAACUCGAGAUGAAAGCAGCCCUGCAGAACCGAUUCGCGAGAUUCAGCUCCGCGUAUCAGGUGAAGAACUUGAAAUCUCUCAACGAUUCUCGAGAUCUGGUGAUUGUUGGUGACCAAGCGAAGGUUUUGCAAUCGUUGAGCAACGUCGACCUGGAUAAGAAGAAAAAGUUCCGUGCCAGAGCCAAAAACCGUCGACCGGAAACGUGCACCUCGAUCAAGCGCCGCACAACUCUGAACAUUCGGCUCUUCUUGAAGGAAUUCUGCUGCGAGUUUCUGAACUCCGCAUUCAACUCACUUCUGCCCCAGGCUCGUCGGGCCCUCACCCGAUCUGGAGAUGCUGGGGACGAAGGACACUACUUCUGGUUGCUGGAUUUCUUCUUAGCGUUCAAUCGAAUGACGGGAUUCGACAUCUCGCUUGUGUCUGAAGCGAUAUCCCGGGAGACCUUCCAUUACGUUCAGACACAGGUGGAAAAAUGUCACGAAAUGAUGAUGACCGACAAGCGUAAUGUCCAUCUGUGGGUGAAACGAUUGCACCUACAUCUCAAAACAUUCAAACAGCUCCUCAUGACGGUGUCAGCCAUGGGCCAGCACAAGGAUCCCCAAGUCUGCGAAGCAUCGAAAAUUCUCCAGAAACAUCUCUUCAACCUCCCGGAAUACCGCGAUGUGGCUCUGCAUUUGUUGCUCAACUUCAACGAAAACGUCGCUCCCGUAGAAUUCCCACGGGACUUGGCCUGCACGAUACACAUUUACCUACGCAUGAUGGAACGUUGUUCGAGCCGCGGCCAGGCCAGAGCCGUCAAGAAGAAGGUCGCGAAGCCGAAACCCCCAGAGCUCGCGGAUAUGCCAGAGGAAGAACUCAAUGAGAAGUGGCUCGACGUUUCGAAAGAUCUCACGACGUACCUCGACGAUCAGGAAUCACAGAUAAACUGUGACAUAAAUGAGGUCCUCGAAGGGUUUCAUCAGUACGAGGAGGGCUUCCACGUUCAGAUCUGCAAACACAAGAUCGCGGAGCUUCUGAGAGUCGGUGAUUCGAAGUCCGCGAUCGGUCUACUCGAAGCGUGUCAACGACACUUCCCCGAGGAAGAAUGCUUCGGAGAUAUCACGAUGACGCUCGAGGAUAAAUUCAUGCUCCUCAGGAAGUUUUUCUUCGCUGAGAAUAUCAGCAGAAUGGAUGACAUGCCGGACUUGGACGACGAUGAUUCCAGGAUGGCAGACUUCAAUGUCGACGAUUUCCUCAAACGCUUCGUCAACCCCAAGGUCGUGAAGGCCUAUUCGCUGCUCCUCUCCCACUUCCGAGAGAACUCGCAAGAGGUCAACAAAGUUUGUCUCAAGAUGCUGCAUCGUAUCGCCUUCGAGAUGAAAAUGUCCGCCAUGCUGUUCCAGGCAGAAAUAUUCGUGACGUUCGAUAAGAUUUUCGAGGACUACGCCAUCAUGCCCGAGAGAUCCGAUUUGAAGGAACUCGCUCGUUUCGCGAAGUUUAUCAUCUCUCAGUUCGCUGCCGUGAUGAAAAUCAACGAUCUGGCUCUCGUUGAGUUGUUGUUCUGGAAAACGUCGAAUGAAGCCUACCAGAUCCAAUAUGGUUACAACGAAUCCAAUCCGAACAGCACCAACAAGGCGAAGCCGUGGACCGAGGAGGAAGAGGAGGAAUUACGAAAUCUGUAUGCUCAACACAAAGAUUCGAUGGAGCCCGGGCAGGACGUGAUCGAGUCCGUACAGAAAGACUUCUCCAACGAGACCCGGACGAGGAGACAGAUCAUAAAUCAAUUACGCAACAUGGGAUUGGUCGAGAAAGGCGCACGCUUCAAACCGACGUCCGCGAGCACUUCAUCGAACCAACCGUGGUCCAUUGAAGAGGAACAGGAGCUGCAGGAGCUCUAUCAGAAGUUCGCCACAUCCAUAGAUCCUCUCACGCAAAUCAUGUUGGAGCAGUCUGUCAAGAGACCGAAAUUCCGGGUGAUUGAGAAGCUCUUGGAGCUCGGCUGCAUUCACGAUCGUUCGGAGGUUCGGAAACGACGCGCGCGUAAAAACGGAGAAAUCUCUCUACCGCGGAAACCUUCGAGGAAGAGAGAGAACGAUCCGAGCUGUAUCAGUAAGGAGUUUCUAUCCACGACGGAUGAUUCCAGUUCCGAUGAGGAUCGCGGUCGUCAUGUCGAGGAAGGAGAAACUUUCGAAGGAGAGCGAGAGCGUCCUGAGGGCUCGUCGGCUCCCCCGAGGGGUCGGGAUCGUAGAAAGAAGAAGAAUCGGCGCUCGAAACCGAGGCGGAGAGUUGUGGAGAAAAUCAACAACUCGGAGGAGCUUCAAUGCCUUCUCAAAACGGCAGCCCAGACGAGGAAACCUGCGAUCGAUUGGAUUAUAGAGUCCAUGCAAGACGCUAUUGAGGAUUGGAAAGACCAAGGCAAUGAGCCCGUGCCCCUGGUCCCGUUGGCGUCUGAUGAACACGAAAGUCUCGAGAACGAAGACUUUUGUAGAUUGUUGUCGACUUUCGGUUUCGUUCCGCCUCAAGAGGGGAUUGAACAGUAUUGGAGAAUAGCGGGCGACCUCACUCCGUCGAUGCUGAAGUCAAGGCUCGAAGUCCUGCAGAAAGCGAUCGAAGGGACAUUCGAUCAGGGAAUCGUUGUCGGAACCGAAGACAAUGAGGCUCAGCGUCAAUCGGACGAGGGCUGUGCUUCAAGUUCUUCCGAUGACGGAACAGCAAACAAAGCAUCCGGGACGCGGGAAGAGAAUGACGGAGCAGAUGUUGGCAAUGACGAGCAAGAUCGUGACGCGGUCUCAGACGCUUCUCGAGAGUCGUCUCCCGAGCCAUCUCGAGAGAGCUCGGCCCCGGAUGACGAGGAGAGUCAGAGACGGGAUUCGGACGAAAAUGGGGAAAGCCCCCCAAGGAGAGAUUCUCCGGUUUCUGAAGAGGAGUCGGAAGCUGAACAAGGGUCAGAUGCGGAGACCCCAAACGACGAGAACGAUGAGCAAGGCGGCUCGUCGAAAGGCGCGACGAAACGUGGUCACACUCCAAGUCCGGAGCACAAAACCAACAAGAAGCGGAAAGUCGCCAUUGAAAGCGAUGAAAGUGAAGAUGGGGGAGAUAUUGCUGAAACGGAUACGCCGAAUGUGGAAGCUCAGAACGAAAUAACGCCCGCGAACACCCAAAAGGCGAAAAGACGGGCAAUCAUCGAGAGUGACGAUGAUAUGAGCGAAGAGUUAUAG
Molecule: messenger RNA, 4002 nt
Organism: Galendromus occidentalis (western predatory mite)
Lineage: Eukaryota; Metazoa; Arthropoda; Arachnida; Mesostigmata; Phytoseiidae
Gene: timeout
Product: circadian regulator timeout
Exons: 5
Coding region: 1-4002 (1333 amino acids)
Biological process (GO): entrainment of circadian clock; replication fork arrest; DNA repair
Cellular component (GO): replication fork protection complex
Molecular function (GO): DNA binding
Source: RefSeq, a predicted model, not a curated record